AUGCGGCAAUUAUUAACCGCUAUUUCUAUGAUAUUAAGCAUAACUUCGCAACCAGAUUGCUCAAUGAAAUUUGCUUAUCGUUCGUUCGCCAAUUUUACUCGAUCCAUUAUAUCGAAUCUCAGCCUGGAUCAAUGUCUAAAAGCGUGCCUUUUUGCCGAUCAAACUGAUUGCGGAUCUGUUCUAUAUUCGCAUCGUAAACGGAUAUGUUUGCUAAGUGUUCAUACGGCUGCGAAUCGUCUUAACGCUCUUCCAGCAGAAGAGAAAGUUGACUAUUAUCAUCGAAUUUGUAACAAAUACUACAAAUAUGAUCAUUUUAGUCAUCUAAAGGCAUCUACAGCAACUAUUGAUGACGGUUGUUUCAACAGGAUCGAGGGAAAGGUCUUGAUUGGUGUGAUUGACGAACUUAUCCAAGAAAUUUCGGAAUCACAAUGUCUGAAGGCAUGUCGUAAUGCGAAAACAAUGAGCGAUAUCAUUUGUAAAGCAGCCAUUUAUUAUCCUAAAGAACAAGUGAAUCUUUGUUAA
Messenger RNA from Dracunculus medinensis (Guinea worm), 522 nucleotides. Lineage: Eukaryota; Metazoa; Nematoda; Chromadorea; Rhabditida; Dracunculidae. The record is from the annotation of a GenBank genome assembly.